UUAGCAAUAUGUGUCGUAUAGAAUUUUGUUUACUCGUGUUUAGUAUAAGCAUCAUAGAUGCAUCAACCUUAAACGGAGCGCAGCCAUCGAGUCGAAACAAUGAGCUAAAGCAGUUUCCUUCCGACUUCUUAUUUGGAGCAGCUACUUCUUCGUACCAGAUCGAAGGGGCAUGGAAUGAAGGAGGUAAAGGUUGGUCAAUGUGGGACCACCUCGUCCGUACAGCCCCAGAACAUAUAGCAGAUAACACGACAGGAGACGUCGCUUCGAACUCCUACUACUUUUACAAACGCGAUGUCCAAAUACUCAAAGAACUCGGGGUCAAUAUCUACAGAUUUUCCAUUUCUUGGCCUAGAAUACUUCCAUAUGGCCGCCCUGACUAUGUCAACCGGGAAGGGGUGGAUUAUUAUAAUAAUUUGAUCAACGAACUAUUAGCAAAUGAUAUAACUCCAUUUGUAACCAUGUAUCAUUGGGAGUUGCCACAGAACUUAAACGAAAGAGGCGGUUGGCUUACAAGAGACACGGACGAUGAAAAUAUUAUAGAUUGGUUUGGCGAUUACGCUCGUGUUUUAUAUCGCGAAUUUGGGGAUAGGGUGAAGCAUUGGUUGACGAUUAAUGAACCAUACAUUCACUGCAAUCAUGGGUAUGGUUACGCAAACCAUGCACCUCGACGAUCUUCGCCUGGUGAGGGUUACUACGAAUGUGGAAGGAACAUUCUUCUAGCCCAUGCGAGGGCCUAUCAUAUUUAUAAGGAGGAGUUCUCACAAGGAGGACAAGUCGGUAUUGUUUUGAGUUGUGAUUGGGCUAUGCCAAGCACUGAUUCUGAGGCUGAUGCUCAAGCUGUUCUGGACUAUUUCGAUUUUCAUUUUGGAAUAUACAUGGAUCCAAUAUUCUCUCCUCAAGGAAACCAGCCGCAAUCACUUAUCGACCGCAUCGCAAAUAUGAGUGCUGCACAGGGUUACAGCGAAUCUCGCCUUCGUCCAUUUACUGAAGAACAGAUAGAUUAUAUGAGAGGGACUUCAGAUUUCCUUGCCCUUAAUCAUUAUACUAGUUAUAUCGUAUAUAAGAAUGAGUCUGUAAAUGGAAUGUAUGUAGUCCCUUCUCAUAAUGACGAUGCUCAAAUUGGCAUGUAUAGGGAUCCAUCUUGGCUGCAAUCGAUAAGUCCUUGGUUAUAUGGCUAUCCAGCAGGAUUGCAUAACCUCUUAGUAUACAUCAAGAAUAAGUAUAACAGUCCAACAAUUUACAUAACAGAGAACGGUUUCUCAUCAAAUCCUGGCCUGAUCGAUAACGACAGGGUUACAUACUAUCGUGGAUAUUUGAAUGCUGUGUUGGAUGCUUUAGAUGAUGGCGUUGAUGUAAGGGGCUAUUGUGCUUGGAGUUUGAUGGACAAUUUCGAAUGGGCUGCAGGUUUUACCGUCAGGUUUGGACUUUACCAAGUAGACAUGAACGACCCCGAAAGACCACGUACUCCACGAAAAUCAGCGCUAGUAUACAAGGAGAUCAUCAGGAGUAGAGUGAUAGAUCCAGAAUAUAAUCCUGACCCAUACGAGACAGACGGAAGCUACGUCAUCAAAACCUCCUGCGUCUUUGUAAUAACUCUAGCAUUACUUAAUAUUGUAUUAUAGAAUAAAUAAUUAUGGACUA
Messenger RNA from Leptidea sinapis, 1641 nucleotides. Its product is annotated as myrosinase 1-like. The transcript is spliced from 6 exons. Gene Ontology annotation, molecular function: beta-glucosidase activity. Gene Ontology annotation, biological process: carbohydrate metabolic process. NCBI's taxonomy places the organism in Eukaryota, Metazoa, Arthropoda, Insecta, Lepidoptera, Pieridae. The coding region runs from base 9 to 1622 and encodes 537 amino acids. The record is from RefSeq and is a predicted model, not a curated record.